This is a messenger RNA of Cervus elaphus (red deer), 1572 nucleotides long. Its product is annotated as syncytin-1-like. Bases 1 to 1572 code for a protein of 523 amino acids. The transcript has a single exon. The record is from RefSeq and is a predicted model, not a curated record. Lineage: Eukaryota; Metazoa; Chordata; Mammalia; Artiodactyla; Cervidae.
AUGGCUUACAACUUUAUAGGGUUGGGAUACGAGCCUUCCUCAAAUGGAUACUCACGCAUUGGAAAAGCCAAUUCAUGGCAAUGCGUUAACGCCAUCCAGACCCCAGAACCCCUGCCCCCAGGUCAGCUCAAGAACUGCUCUUGCUUAGAAUACCAGGAAACUCUCCACUCUUUAUGCAACCUUAAGGAACAGGCACGCCAAUGCAGGGGCCCAAAAAAUAAGACUUAUUGGACUGCAACACAAACAGGACACUUCCCAGGUACAUCGGGCCCAGGCCCUUCCUCACCUGCGUGUCCAAAUAAGGCAGGUAAAGAGGUCUGCUGGAACCUAAAGGCACCCAUACACAUCUCAGAUGGAGGAGGGGUCCAGGAUAUGACACGAAGGGAACAAGUCCAACAGAAACUCCAAGAAGUAAUAGACCACUACUUCCCAAAAGUCCAUUACCAUCCCCUGGCCCUGCCUGACCGGCGGGGCCCUCUACAACUAGACCCAGCAACAACAAACUUAAUACAGCUAACAUGGAACACCCUAAAUCAGUCCAGCCCCGAAUGGGCCCAAGAUUGCUGGAUAUGCCUAGCCGUAGGUACCCCUCGCCCGCUAGCUGUGCCGGCCAACCUCUCCCAACCGGUCAACACCUCCGUAGACCCAGCAGCGUGUAAAGUGACACCACCCUUGCGGGUACAACCGAUAGAAGCCUCAAUAGGAUACUGCCUACGAGGCCAAAUAACAGACAACGAGACAGCUCUAGACGUGGGGGUGGGAGACUUUGCCAGCUGCACCACAAUACAGAACAUCACCACCUCAAUAUGCGCCCCUCAUCCCCUGGUCUUUGUCUGUGGAGGAAACCUGGCCUAUACUUUCCUCCCUACAAACUGGACUGGAACCUGUGUACUCGCAGUCCUGCUCCCAGACAUCGACCUGAUAUCAGGAAAAGAACCAGUCCCCAUACCCACACUAGACCAUGUGGCUGGGAAAAAGAAGCGAGCCAUCCAAAUGGUACCCCUGCUGGUGGCACUGGGCUUAUCCACCAGCUUAGCGGCAGGGGCAGCAGGGGCAGCAGGGAUCGGCCUCUCACAGCACACAUACGCCAAGCUCUCCCAACAGAUCAUAUCAGAUGUCCAACAUGUGGCUGACACCAUGUUAGAACUUCAAGGGCAAAUAGAUUCUCUAGCAGAAGUUGUCCUCCAAAAUAGACGUGGGCUAGACCUCCUCACCGCCCGAGAGGGCGGCAUAUGCCUUUUCUUACAGGAAAGAUGCUGUUUCUAUGCCAACCGCUCCCGAAUAGUCCGGACUAAGAUUAAAGAACUACAGGAUGACCUGGAACAAAGGCGCAGACAGCUCCAGGAAAGCCCCUUCUGGACCGGACUCAAUGGUUUACUCCCAAACCUCUUGCCCUUUCUAGGCCCUAUACUCCUGCUGGUCAUAAGCCUCACCAUAGGCCCCUGCCUCCUCCAAUUUAUUUUUCGCAGAGUCCACGAAAUAGCGCAGGCCGCGACCGGACGGGCCAUGAUACUAACAGCUUACACUCAACUCAAUCAAGAAGACAUAGACCUACCUCACAACCCCACAUAA